Messenger RNA from Telopea speciosissima, 1050 nucleotides. RefSeq names its product subtilisin-like protease SBT3.9. The record is from RefSeq and is a predicted model, not a curated record. Gene Ontology annotation, molecular function: serine-type endopeptidase activity. NCBI's taxonomy places the organism in Eukaryota, Viridiplantae, Streptophyta, Magnoliopsida, Proteales, Proteaceae. Bases 137 to 955 code for a protein of 272 amino acids. Gene Ontology annotation, biological process: proteolysis. The transcript has 3 exons.
UUACGUAUUAAAACUUUCUUGAAUUUCUUUCUGAAGUAAAGAAGCUGCCAAGAAUUCAAUUCUGUACAGCUAUAAGCAUGGCUUCUCUGGGUUUGCAGCUACUCUUAGUGAUUCCCAAGCAGAAGCAGUUGCAGACAUGCCGGGUGUUGUCCGAGUGUUCCCUAAUCGCAUUUAUAAACUCCAUACUACCCGAAGCUGGGAUUAUCUUGGACUCAAUCCACAUGAUCAGCAUCAAAGUAACCUUUUAACUGAAGCUAAUAUGGGUGAUGGGACUAUUAUUGGUGUGAUAGACUCAGGAAUCUGGCCAGAGUCAAAAAGCUUCAAGGAUGAUAACAUGGGUCCAAUUCCAUCGCGUUGGAAAGGAAUUUGCCAAACUGGAGAGUCUCUCAAUUCAACUCACUGCAAUAAGAAACUAAUAGGUGCUCGCUGGUUUGCAAAAGGAGUUAACACCACUGGGCUUGAAGACUAUUUGUCCCCAAGGGACAACACAGGGCAUGGGACUCACUGUGCUUCCAUAGCUGCAGGUCGUUUUGUAGGAAAUGUAAGCUAUAAAGGGCUUGGUACCGGUUUAGCUAGAGGGGGAGCACCUCUUGCUCGCCUAGCAAUCUACAAGGCGUGUUGGAAUGGAUUAGGAUGUUCAGAUGCAGAUACACUAGAAGCAUUUGACAUGGCCAUACAUGAUGGAGUAGACAUUAUAUCUGCUUCUAUAGGGGAAACAUUACAGCCUCUGGGGGACUACGUCGAUAAUACACUUGAAAUUGGUGCAUUUCAUGCAGUAGCAAAGGGGAUAACUGUGGUCCUUCCGGCAGGGAACGAUGGCCCUUACUCUUAUACAGUUGAGGACACAGCUCCUUGGAUCAUCUCUGUUGCAGCCACCACUAUUGACAGGGUUUUCCUAACAGAAAUUACACUUGGAAACAAACAAACUUUCUUGGUAAUGUCUAAAGGGUUUUAAGAAUCUAAAAAACAAACUCAUGUUAUAACUGCUACACUUACUUUCCAUUAUCAUAUUUGUUGCAGGGCCAAUCCCAAUCACCUGUAAAGCACAGA